Messenger RNA from Carcharodon carcharias (great white shark), 10390 nucleotides. Its product is annotated as multiple C2 and transmembrane domain-containing protein 2-like. NCBI's taxonomy places the organism in Eukaryota, Metazoa, Chordata, Chondrichthyes, Lamniformes, Lamnidae. Gene Ontology annotation, cellular component: synaptic vesicle membrane. Bases 227 to 2869 code for a protein of 880 amino acids. Gene Ontology annotation, molecular function: calcium ion binding. The record is from RefSeq and is a predicted model, not a curated record. The transcript has 23 exons. Gene Ontology annotation, biological process: regulation of neurotransmitter secretion.
AUAUUUCCGACUGAUGCAGACAAAGAGAAGAUUGCAAAAAGAGAAGAGGUUGCAAAGAGAGAAGAGGUUGCAGGCACUGCACCCUCCCUGGUGUCUGGCAGGGCUGCAGCAUUUACAGUCGGCAGAGGCGAGCACCUCCCCUUUAAAAGAUCCUGUCUAAAUAGGAGCUGGAGGAGCCCAUUUCUAACAGCUGUGCAGUCAAGGACUUGUUAGAGCAUUCAGCAGAAUGGAACCACAGAAGGAAACCACGACCUGGGAAUCCUUCCGCGCAAAGACCAAACCGUUCUUGCAGAAUUUUAAGAGAAGCAAAAUGUCAAGUAAGAGGAAAGAAGGAAAGAGACGGCAUCUUUUGGACCAGCGGAUGAGUGUGUCGGAGCCGGACAUGGUGCAAGUAGGCAAAACCUACAGCGAGAGCUGCUCCCGUGUGCUUGUCCAGACCUCCACUGUCAAUUACUUCAGCAGCCCUUCCACCCCUGUUAAGAAACUGGAUAAAAAUAGCGGGCAGGCUGUGCUUCAGGAUGUUACAGUACCAUCAGGCCAGCCUGAGAAGCUGGAGAGCACCUGCGCUGAAAAAGAAGCACCCUCGCCCACCACAUUAUCCAUGUCGGUGAAGGAAUCCGGCAAAAGCGGCUCCGAGGACCUGCUAGAAAGCAACGUCUCUGCUGGAACAGAUGAAAAGUUUGUGGAAUAUCUCAGUGAAAGCACUGACCUAGACUCGUCGCAGAGUUCACAGUUCUUUGACGAAGCGGCCUUCGAACAACAAGAAGGGAAAAGUCGAGAUCCUUUGGCGUGUGGUAUGCCCUCGUACCUUUUAACAAUCCAGCUGAAGGAAGGCCGGAAUCUGGUAAUCAGGGAUCGCUGUGGUACAAGUGACCCUUAUGUCAAAUUCAAACUGGCUGGUAAAACGCUGUACAAGAGCAAGAUCGUGUACAGAAACUUAAACCCUCGAUGGGACGAGACCUUUGUCGUUCCAAUCAAGAACUUAAAUCAAAAGCUGUAUGUCAAGGUGUAUGACCGAGACUUGACAACAGAUGAUUUCAUGGGUUCUGCAUAUCUCAGUCUGAAUGAUCUUGAAGUGAACAGCACUGUCCAGACGGAAUUACAGCUUGAUGACCCAAACAGCCUGGAGGACUACAUGGGAGAGAUUAUCUUGGAGAUAAAACUCACCAACAAACCAAGGGACAGCAGAAGAAAUCGGAUCAGUCGAGUCAGGAAGAAACGAGGAGCGAAUACAAAGACUAGCUUCAUCCAGAAUAUCCGACUGUCCGAUGCUCUUCGGAAAAGCCAGCUGUGGGAUGGGAUUGUCAGCAUUAUCCUCUUUGAAGGGAAGGGGAUCAAAGAAGAUGCAAUUGAAGGAUGCUAUGUCAAAUUCCGGCUCGGGGACGAAAAAUACAAAAGCAAGGUUCUGUACAAGUGCACAAAUCCUCAAUGGAGAGAACAAUUUGAGUUCCAUCUGUUCAAUGACAGGAUGAAUAUUUUGGAAGCUGAAGUCUAUGGGAAGGGCAGCCAGAAACAGGAAGGAAGCUUUGGCAUAUGCAAGGUUAACCUUUCAACGUUGUCGAAAGGACAAACACACCGUUUGGAGCUGUUACUGGAGAAUGGACAUGGCUCCUUGGUUUUGCUGCUCACACUCACCACUUGCAGUGAAGUCUCCAUCUCUGACCCAUGUGCCAGCCUGCUAAAUGAUGAGACUGAAAGACAGCAGAUCAUUCAGAGAUAUAGUUUGAGGAACACUUUGCAGGACUUGGGCGACAUUGGGUUUCUGCAAGUACAAGUGAUAAAAGCCUGUAAUCUCGCGGCUGCAGAUUUUGCAGGAAAAAGUGAUCCAUUCUGUGUUCUGGAGUUGGGGAAUGAUAAACUACUAACCCACACAGUGUACAAGAACCUCAAUCCUGAAUGGAACAAAGUCUUCUCAUUUAAUAUUAGGGACAUCCAUGAUGUCCUUGAGGUAACGGUCUUUGAUGAAGAUGGAGACAAGCCACCAGACUUUCUUGGCAAAGUUGCAAUACCCUUGCUUUCCGUCAAGAAUGGUCAACAGACUGCCUAUAUUCUGAAGAACAGAAAGCUGGGCAGACCAGAGAAAGGAGUCCUUUACUUGCAGAUGGAUAUAAUCUAUAACCCGAUUAAAGCGAGUCUCCGAACAUUUACACCCAAAGAACCGAGGAACCAAGAAGAAAAUACCAAGUUUUCAAAAAAGACAUUAACGAGGAACGUACGGCGUGUUCGAAACCUCACAAUGGCGAUAUGGAAUACACUCCAGUACAUCCAGAGCUGCUUUGAAUGGCAAUCUGCCCAGAGAAGUGUAAUUGCCUUUCUGUUGUAUUUGGUAAUUGUCUGGAUAUUUGAGAUCUAUAUGCUUCCACUUGCCCUCUUGAUGCUUUUUGCCUGGUACUACAUUCAGAUGGCUAGAGGGAAGGUUGUCAACCAACACGACAUGGAGGAUGAUGAUGUGGAUGAUGAUGACGAUGAGGAGGAUGAAAAGGAGUCUGAAAAAAAAGGAUUAAUAGGCAAGAUCCACAUGGUUCAAGAUAUUGUUAUUACCAUUCAAAAUAUCCUGGAUAAGGCAGCAUCGUUUGGUGAAAGAAUCAAAAACACCUUCAACUGGUCGGUCCCUUUCCUUUCCAAACUUGCCUGUACCGUGCUUGCUGUCUGCACACUUGUGUUGUACUUUGCCUCACUGAGGUAUCUCCUGCUGAUCUGGGGCAUACACAAAUUCACGAAGAAGCUAAGAAAUCCAUACGCCAUCGAUAGUAACGAGCUGCUUAACUUCCUCUCCAGAAUUCCAUCAGAUGUCCAAAAGGUGCAGCAUGCCGAGCUGAAAAUGAGCAACGGCCUCACUCCUGUUAGGAAGAAGAAAGGCAAUUCAUAGCUCGCGGAGCAAGAUGGACUGCUCGAUUGUUUGGCUGAAAGCGACAUUGAGAGUUCCCACUUUGAACUGUCCACUUUAGAACUUCUUGUCUCUGUGGGUUUGGGUGUCCAUCUUAAUCAGCCGAGGUUUGAAAAUGACUUUUGUAUCAUUCAGUGGAAAUAUGUGCAAUAUUUUAAAUGCGAUGGUAUAAUUUGUGUGUUUGGAUCAAUUUAAGGUCCCUUGCGAUAUUUUUGCCUUCACCGGCCGUUGUUUCUUUUCUUGUGUCCUGAGGGAUUGGGGUCGAUUUGUGCCUUUGCUACUCGUCAAUAAUCUGACGGUGUGCCCACCAUUUAAUAACACUGCCCCACUUGAAUUCUGUUGAGUCAGGUGAGUUCAGUGAAGGAUGCACCUGAUUAUAGCCCAGGCAGCAAAGGUCGAAAGCUACCUUUCCAGAGAAAAAUAAUCCACCUGGUCCUUUUGACUGUCUGGCAUGAAAUUAUUCUUUUUGCGCUGAUUUCAGAGCACUACAAAUUGACUGCCUGUUUUAUACCCUGCCUAACUUUCCUCCAAACAGGCUACCAAUUUGUUAGUCACCCAUUUUACACGUUGCUGUCAAAGACCGGUUUCACUCCGCAGUACUUUGCAGUAUCCAGUGCCUUCAGCCGUUUCUUGACAUCAUGUGGAGUGAAUCAAAUUGGCUGAAGACUGGUAUCUAUGAAGCUGGGGACCCCCAGAGGAGGCCAAGAUGGAUCAUCCACUCAUCACUUCUGGCUUUCCGGCUCCUAGUCAUUUCUCUAUCUUUAAUUCUUUUCCCUGCCUCUCUCCCUUCCUCCCGAGAGACAUGCAAUAGGUUUUUGCACCAACUCUCGGUCCAUCAAAAAGACCUCACCUCACCGUUAACAAAGCUUCGAUUUCAGCCAGACGCUGUGGUUGGAUUUUCUCACUCUUUGAAAUCCUCCUGUGUUUCUCUAUGUUAAGGGCACAGAAUAAAACAAGGCUUUGCUCCUUGCCAAAUUGGAAGCUGCCAGAUUGAGGAGUGCCAGUUAUAGGAGUUUGUUUGGAGUCCGGGAGCCUUGCUUGAAGGCUGUGGGCAAAGGGGAGUCGCAGGCGUGCCACCCAAGGUAUUCUGUGAAUGGAAAGUCAUGGGUUCAGCCACCCAUGUGCUCAGAGGAUUACCAGGCAUUCGGAGCAUGCACAUGAGCCUCACAGGAUUGAAUUGCAGGAAUCAUCGGAGGGGCAUUUGUGGAGGGGCACUUCAAAAAGCAUCAACGAGGAAUUGUAACAAUGAGAACACACAGGACGACAUUACAACACACAGGUCAGCUCAGAUUUUGCCUGUUGGUACCGUGUGAGAUUCCAUCAUUUUCAUAAGUGAUUCCACUGCAUUGAAUUUCUCAAAGGGCAAAAGGACUAAGACUGAAUAGGAAACAUUAGAUAUUAUUUGUGUUUUAAGGUAUUUCCAGUUGCACAAUGCUGCUUAAUUGUCCUGGAGUCUGCAAUUUGUUACAUUAGCAACUACAUUUGAUAAUUUAGGAAAAUUUUGGAAUGCACUAAAUUUUUGAGCGCUGUAUCGGAGAUCAGUAGUGCCUUUGUUGAUGAACUGUGCUGUUCUUCAUACUGAUGUCCAUCUUAGCCAUUUACUUCCUUGGUUUCUCAAUGAAUCACGGAGCCAGUUUAUAUCUGUGAAUGCGAAUUGAAGUGCCAAGCAGCUGUUAGCUAAUGAUUUAUAAGCUAUUUAUUUGCAUUAUAAACAUUUUUUACUCUCUGCUCCAGAGUUCUUUGAAGUGUCUGAAGAAUGUUUGGUUAACAUAAGUAAAGUUCUUGGCCCCACUACGAGAUAGAAAAGGAAAUACUUCUGAGUGGAAUGACAGGAUAGGAGUAGCAGUGAUAUUGUGGCUCUCUGUAUGUAUGCAUGUCCAAAGAAAAAUUGCCUUACUUGCCUUCAUUUUAAAAGAGCAUUGUUGUCUGCAGUAUGGCCCUCCCUCAAUUUUAAUCCCUCCUGCCUGGCAGUAACUGGUUGGGGCAGGGGUUUGGGGGGCAACAGUUAGGAUGAGGACAGUCGCUUAGCUUCUGUGACCCUGCUGCCUUACUAUUGUAUCCUGACGUUAACCCACUCUGAGUUUACAAGCGGGACAACGGCAGGAGGGAAGUGGGGUCUUGCUUUUAAGAUGCAGAUCGGGUCCCAAAAAUGUCACCACGCUAAAGAAUUUGGUAACUUUGACAUCUCUAUUAUAUAAGUAGCUCAUUAGAGAGUUCACUCUGCCCAGAGCUGUUCGGACUCCACACCAGUUAUGCCAGGAGAAACCCCCAUCCCAUUUCCAUUUUUGGUUUGCUGAGGAAUAAAACUUUUAAAAAAAAUAUUCAUUCAUGGGACGUGGACAUCACUGGCUAGGCCAGCGUUUAUUGCCCAUCCCUAACUGCCCCUGAGAAGGUGAUGGUAAGCUGCCUUCUUGAACCAAUGGAGUCCCUAUGAACUUCCACUUGACAAGGUAAUUGUUAAAACUUAAGAGUUACAAUUUCGUGAGGCCGGGAAUUGUAUUUAACACACGAUAGGGAGAACUUUAACCCAUUGUGCUCAGCAGGAACACAGCUGGCUCACGUUGGGCACCUGUUAUAUAUCCCACUCGACCUUAUGCCCCAUUGACUAAAGGCAGGGCAUUAAACAUGUAUUUUAAAUCAAACCCGCCCUGUUCCACAGAGCAGGUAACUUUAAAUUGACAGCCAGAGCAGGUGGCACUGCUAUUCUGUAAAAACUCACUCAAUGUGCCACACUGCCACAGUUGCCAGCUACCAUUGAUUGCAUGACACAUUUAAUAUUUUAAGAAGAGAAUUCAGUCAGUUGCUUGCUGAAGAGGAGUGGUUGUUGAACAGCCAAGACUGAAGUUACCUCCUAGCAGCCUGUUCACAACAUGGCAAUAGUCGGGCAGUUGUCCAGUCAGAGACUGGUAACUCUUCAUUAUUUGGCAGCACCACUGAGAAGGCAAUGGGUGUUGCUGGUAAUGCACCUGCCUAAGGCCCAGGAUUGCCAAGGGAGCCUGCCAUGGAUGAGUGAUAGCUAGGCGUGUGGGGGUGUGGUAGAGGAGGGGGAGGGAGGUCAGCAGCAAGGGCAGGGUGGUGGCUCUCAGUGGGACCACCCCUUCCCAAGACAGGGUCCCUCGAGCAAAAACUGACAAUUGCCACUUGCCUUUGAACAAGGGACCACCCACCUCCUGAACCCCGGAAGCCACCAAGCACCCCCAACAGGGUUUGCGUUUCAGGCUUCCAGCGUAAUGAGUCCCUCGCCAGCCGCUGGGUGAAUACCAGCAGUGGCAGGAUGAGGCCCUUAAGUGAGCGUAAAUUGCCCACUUAAGGGCCUCAGUUGGUGGCCGAGUAAGAAGAUCAUUCACGAGUCUUCCAGCCCUGAAAUUAACCAAGGCAAAGGAGUGAAAGCGACGGUGUCCUCAUCCAGCACCCUCCCACCUGAUCAAGCGCCCGUCUGCCACCAAUACUGUUGGGGGGAGAGCAUUAAGUUCCGCACUACAUGCAAGACUGGACCUUCAAAGUGUUUCAUUUGUUAAGACCAAGGUAUAUUACUCCCACUGCCAAUUCUGGUUGGAUAUAGUCCAGGAGGUUUAAUCACAUGACCUCCAACCUUCCUGCUUCCACACUCCCAUCAUUGGUUGCCUGAUGCAUCAUCCAUGUGGUGUCCCACCUUCCACCAAUUGGAAAGCAAACAAACUCUUCAUUAUCCGAUUGGAUGACAGUCAAUCCACCAUUUUCCCCAUAGUUUUGUAAAUGAGAAGUAAAAGUGUCCAGAGAAAAUAGGAAGCUACUUUUACAUUAAAAAAGCCUUCCGAUAAUUUUUCUUCCAUGUACUGGUUGCAGCUGUACCCUGGAGAUGAUUGUUGAAUUCCUGGAGACAAUCCAGGAGGAUUGGCAAUCCUAUGUACAUUUUACUUUGCUCCUGUGGUCAAGCAGCAUCAUGAUUUUAAAAUUCUCACCCUUCUUUUCAAAUCCCUUGAUGGCCUACUCCUCCCUAUCGCUCUAAACUCUUCCUGACCCUUAAGCUUCCAAGAUAUCUGCACUCAUCUAAUUCUGGCUUCAUGCAUCCUCGAUUUUAAUUGCUUUCAGUUGCCUGGGCUCCAAGCUCUGGAAUACCCUUCCUACACCUCUGCACCUUUCUAGCUCUCUUACCUCCUUUAAGACACUCCUUUAAGCCUACCUCUUUGACUAAACUUUUGAUCAUCUGACCUAAUAUCUCCUUAUGUCACUCGGUGUUAUGUUUUGUUUGACAAUGCUCCUGUUUCAGUACUUUGAGAUGUUGCAUUACAUUAAAGGUGCUGUAUAAAUAUAAGUUGUUGUUUCCCUAUUUCUCAGGGCACUUUAAUUUCUCAGUUGCAAAGAAUAUGGGGAGAAUGGCGGCUUGACUUACUGUCAUCCAAUGGGAUAAUGAAGAGGCUGUUUGCUUUCCAAUAGGUAGGAAGGAGAGGCACAGCACUGACGGAUACUUCAAGCAGCCAAUAGUGGGCGGGGUGGCUAAGGUCUUGUGAUGAAACCUCCUAGAUAUAUUAACCCUUGAGGAGCGAUGGAGUUCCACUCCAAGCAUUUUUUUUUAAACAGCUUUUAUAGGUUUAAAUUAUGGAACUUUUGUUUCUGAGUGGGUUGAGCAUGUACAUUGGGAAGUUGUGGGAUUGAUGCCCUCAAUUUUUCAUCAGUUGAUGGAAAUAGAAAAAAAACAUUUGUUUUUUAUACUUCAUUUCGAGACUUCAGACACCCCAAAUGACUUAACAUCCUGUGCCUUUGAAAUGUCAUCACUGUUGCAACACAGGGAAACACAGCAGCCAUUUUGUGCACAGCAAGAUUCCACAAACAGCACUGAGACCAGAUAAUCCAUUUUUGUAAAGUUGAGGGAUAAAUAUUGGCCAGAACACAGUGAGAACUCUCCUGCUCUUUGAAAUAAUGCUCUUUGCAUCCACUUGAAACGCCAACUGGGGCGCCUGACUUUAACAUUGCACCCAGUAGAUGGAACCUCUGAUAGCGCAGCACUCCCUCAGUACGGCACUGUCAGUGACAGGCCAGAUUUUGUGGUCAAACUUCUGGAGUGGGACUUAAACUGACAAGCUUCCAACUUCAAGAUGAGCUGCAUCAGAUACUUAAUGGAAAUUGGGGAUGAGGCUCUGGAAAUCGAGCUUUAUCCGUUUUUAUUUCUGGUAGAAUCGUUGGUGGUAGGUAGUGCCGGCAAGAACAUAACACAAAAACCAAGUUCCCCUGGAUUUUGGUGCCAUUCCCCAGAUAUUGACAUAGCCAAAGCAAAAGAUUAUGAAACCUUAAGCACAAAUUGCAUUCAGCACAACUCAAGAUACCAUAAUAUUUUUUUUACUAGUUUAAAUAAAUCACACUGAAAGCACGUCCCAAUCAUAAAAUUGGCCAUGGACCCAGGGUGAAUUCAUCACUUGGAUAUUUCUAUUCAUCACACUCAUUUGUCAAUCUUAGAGGAGCUGAAACAUUUGAGGUUUCAAGGUGUAAUAGAUACAUUUUCAAAAGGUUUUGAAUGCUUUCUUUCUAAUUUACUAAGGUAUUGACUACUGUACCUCAAUCUAGGUAGAAAAUAUUGUAUUUCUUUUUAAAAUUACCUUUAACGUUGGGUUAUUCACAGGUGGUGGAUGGACUCUGUGAUUUAAAAUGCUUAUUUUUUGUGAUCAAUCCAUUUUUAGCUGCAUCAAACAUGCCGCACCAAGUUACCACCCUUAAAUAUAUCAAGGAAUAUUUCUUAAAAGCAAAGUCUUUUUUCCUAAACAUAAAUUAAAUUUUAAAAGUUUGCCCGAUUGUGCUGGUUCAUGGUCGAUUUUGUAUUCAGCGAUAUGCAAACUGAGCGAGCAGAAAUUCAGGAAGAGAAAUUACUUUUUAAAACGGUUGCAGUUUACACCAGAAUCAGUGAUUGCAGCCAAAGCAGAAACUCUAGCCCCAAAUAAAUGACUCUUAUAAGUGAAGUCUGCAGAUGAAAUAGUCAUUAUCAAACCAUUCAAUUAAGAAAGCAUUUCUGAUGCCCAUUAUGAUAAGUCCUGCUUCAAUAUGAGUAGUUAGCAUUUUUAUCCUUCGUGCCAAAUUUACAAAAAUCUAGGCUGACAGUCCAGUGCAUUACUGGGGGCGUGCUGCACUUUACAAGAUGCACCUUUUGAAUGAGACAUUAAACCGAGGGUCUAUUUGCCCUCUCAGUUGGAAAUAAAGAACCCCAUAUGGCACCAUUUCAAAGAAGAGCAGGGGGUGUUAUCCCUGGUGGCCCGGCCAGUAUUUAUCUCUCAAUCAAAAUCAGACAAACAGAGAUAAAAGCAAAAGAGUCAUACGGAAUCGAAACGUUAACUGUGUUCCUCUCCGCAGAUGCUGUCAGACCUGCUGAGUUUUUCCAGCUGUUUUUGCUUUUGUUUCAGAGAAACAGAGUAUCUAGCGAUUGUGAUAUUGCUGUUUGUGGGAGCUUGCUUUGCAAAAUUGGCUGACGCAUUUCCUGCAUUACAACAGUGACUGCACUUCAAAAGUAACUUGUUGGCUGUAGAGUACUUUGGGACUUCCUGAGGUCAUGUAAGGAGCUAUAUAAAUGUAAGCCUUUCUUUUUAUUUAUGGGUGAAAGGAGAGAAAUAGGACAGACCAACUGACCAGGUAAUGCUGAUCUGUUACCUUUCUUGAUAGGCCUUAGCUGACGAUGCGGUUGGAUUGAUUAAAAAAAAGCUUCACAUCUUACAAUUUGCAGCCAUAAUUAGAGCCUCGAGACCUGUCUUUAGACAUUUCAGUUAUACAUGGGAUAUGUUGGAUUUAUCACAAAAAAUGAGCAUUUUAAAUCACAGUGUCCGUCCACCAUCUUUGACUAAACCAAUUUUAAUUGUGUUAAAUAUAUGUUAAUCAACUUUGCACUACUAUUUUAAUGACUGAAAGAAUAGAGGGGAGGGACAUUUUUCUCUUACUUUCUAUUGCAGUGAAAUGCCCCCAUUAAAAUACCACACGCUCAAUAAAUUAUGAUCAAAACUCAGUGUUGGCAAUCCAGUGGAUCGAUAGGGAUCUCUUCAAAAAGACUUAAAGAUUUGCAUUUACUUAGCAUCUUUUGACAUCACUCGAACACCUUAAAGCGCUUCACUCACAAGUCAUUUUUGAAGUGCAGUGUGCUCUAUACAAGCAUGUACAGCAGCCAUUUUAACACAGAGAAACCUCAGAGGCAGAAUUGCUGCUGACUCAUUUAUUGGUAUUCUGCUAGAGGCAGUAGAAGUAAAUUGCCUCUAUAAUACAGAAAAACAAAAACACUUGGUAUUGUAUAUUUCUUUCUUUUUUAAUUAUUUAUGAGGGAAAAUUUGAAUGUUGUAUGGCCGUGGAAUUACUAGCUGUAAAAACUAUAGCAACCCAUUGUAAAAAAUGUUGUAUGGAUAAUUUGCUCUCAUCCUUUUUAUGAUUCAUUUCAAUAAUUCAGUGUUCACAAUAGUAACCAAAUGUUUGAAAUAAAUGUUGUAAUGGAUGAUUUUGAAAUUUAUAAUGAAUGGAAAAAUUUGUACAAACAAUAAAAGUGAAUUUUAUUUUUAA